AUGGCUGUAAGCGUGCUGUCGGAAAGCAGGCAUCGUCGUCGAUGGUCCGUUCCCGUGAUGCCCGUAGCAGCUUUUCUCCUGGUUGCUUGCGCCAGCUGUUUUCUGACAACUAGGGCACGUGGCGAGAGCUCGUUGGUGGGCCACGGCGAGCGUCCGUCGUUUCACACGAAGUUCCCGCGCAGGCCGCGGAGCGAAGCCCGCGUGGUAGAGGCGAAUGUAGAGAAUCAGACGCUGACAAUUGGCGUGCUCACGGGGGAGGAGCUGGGGCAAGGCCUGUCGUUCCGCUCAGCCAUCCGGCUGGCGUUGGAGGAUGUUCAGGCAGACCCCUCCUUGACGUUCCCCUAUCCACUGAGGCUCUCUUUUGGUAACACGGGAAGCACCAGGUUCCAGGCACAGGCAGCAGCACUGCAGACGAUGCUUGGCGACGCGCUGCUGGUGCUGGGGCCUGAAUACUCGUCCCAGGCUCACAGCAUCAUCGACCUGUGCCGCGACUACCAGGUGCCGAUGCUGAGCUUCUCGGCAACGGAUCCUACACUGUCAUCCAAGGGGCAGUUCCCCUACUUCGUGCGUCUGAGCCACAGCGACCAGAUGGAGAUGGAGGUGAUUGCGGACAUACUGCAGUACUACCAGUGGCACCAGGCCAUCAUGAUCUAUUCAGACGAUGAGUUUGGGCACAAUGGCAUGGACGCGCUCACCAACAUCCUCAUGGCCAAGUCGCAGCAGCUGCCGCUGCAGUUCUCCAACAAGGUGGCUCUGGACCCACGGGCCACCAACGAGGAGAUAACGCAGCUGCUGCGCGCCAUGCAGUCCUCCGAGACCUCCGUCUUUGUCGUCCACGUCGCCUCCUCCAACGUGCUCUUCCUCUUGGACGAAGUGCAGCGCAUGGGGCAGAUUGACCGAAGGGUACGGGUGGAUAUCCAGAGGUUUCUAUCUCCCUCUCACCACCAUGCCUCUUUCUCUCCCCCCACCUUCCUUGUCAUUUUCCCCGGUUGCAGCGCAGCGCAUGGGGCUGAUGAGCGAGGGGUACGUGUGGAUAUCUACCGAGGCUGUCAUUUCCCACCCACCUCCCUUGCCAUUUUUGAACCAACCCCCCCUCUUCUCGCCCACCUUCCUCCCCUGUACCCCCGCGUUUCUCCCGGGCUGCAGCGCAGCGCAUGGGGCUGA
Closterium sp. Naga37s-1 is the source of this 1164-nucleotide messenger RNA. Lineage: Eukaryota; Viridiplantae; Streptophyta; Zygnematophyceae; Desmidiales; Closteriaceae. The record is from the annotation of a GenBank genome assembly.